Molecule: messenger RNA, 465 nt
Organism: Ichthyophthirius multifiliis
Lineage: Eukaryota; Ciliophora; Oligohymenophorea; Hymenostomatida
Product: iron-sulfur cluster assembly, putative
Exons: 7
Biological process (GO): iron-sulfur cluster assembly
Cellular component (GO): cytoplasm; mitochondrion
Molecular function (GO): 2 iron, 2 sulfur cluster binding
Source: RefSeq, a predicted model, not a curated record
AUGAAAUUAAAAAUUUUCUAUUUUACUAUAUAGACGUAUAAUAUUAAAUUCAUUUUUAAUAAUAACCAUUGUAUGCAUGAAGGUUCAAAAAACCAUGAAGCUAUUGCUUCUAAAAGACCCCCCCUAAAAGCAUUUUUAACAUUAACAGAUAAAGCUGCAUUUAGAAUAAAAGAGCUUAUGGAUUAAAAAACAAAUGAAGAAUUAAAUGCACUUAAAAUAGGAAUUAAAAAAAGAGGAUGUAGUGGCUUAAGCUAUACAAUAAAUUAUUGUUAAAGAAAGAAAGAAAAUAAAUUUGAUGAAAUAGUUGAAGAUAAAGGUGUUACUAUUAUUAUUGAUAAUAAAGCUUUAAUAGCUUUAGUUGGAACUGUAAUGGAUUGGGUAGAAGAUGAUUUGAAAGCGGAAUUUGUUUUUAAUAAUCCUAACUAAAAAGGAUCAUGUGGAUGUGGAGAAAGCUUUUAUCUUUGA